Molecule: messenger RNA, 1119 nt
Organism: Coniophora puteana RWD-64-598 SS2
Lineage: Eukaryota; Fungi; Basidiomycota; Agaricomycetes; Boletales; Coniophoraceae
Exons: 1
Coding region: 1-1119 (372 amino acids)
Source: RefSeq, a predicted model, not a curated record
AUGACUGCAUCUAUUCUUGUGCCCACAGGUCAGACCAUUGCGCUCUAUGGUCCUACGAACAUCUCCAGUUCGCCGUUCCUUGUGAUGGUUGACGGAUCCGAUCCGACCGCAGUAAUGCCGAACGCGCGCCUAUCAUCUCCCAACGCGUCUUCGGCUUCGACCACGCUGCUGUAUUUCAACAACAGGCUUUCGGCGGGGCCACACACCAUCACCGUCCGGAACAACCCCGUGAGCGAAAGAGACGUGCUCGCCGUGUCCCACUUCGAGGUCACGUCCGUCUCAGGAAGCACCAGCACUAGCAACGGAUCGGUAUCGGCGGCGCUGAUCGUCCCCCCGAUCGGCGGCGCGUUCCUGCUCCUCGUGGGCGUCACCAUCUUUGUGUACUGCCGCAGACGUAGACGCCGGCUCGCCAAGAUCCGUGCUAUGAUGAGCCCGCAUCCGUUCUGCGAUCUCGUGCAGCUGCCGCACGCGCCGCUUCCGAUCGCGCAGCCCCGAGAACGUAACCGCGUGCCGGUGUCGAUGUGUUUCAAUGUUGCUAAUACCGGUGUCGAUCCCGAGGCUGGGGUGCAGCCCAGCCCACCCGCUAUAUACGCGAGCGAGGGGCGGGCGCGGUAUAAGCCCCCGAAGCAGCGGGUGGAGGCGACGGAAGGUGUGGUGCACAUCGGCGAGACGCGGAACCGACCUGCUGGACGACAACUGCAUGACCAGCGCUCGCUCGCUGGGCUUGUGCCUGCCGCACAGACCGAACAUCGGGCGCAUCAAUCUGCCGGUGGUACCACACAUGAUGACGCGCGCAGGAAGCGGAAGCGGCGGCGCAAGGCCGUGCACACGUCUCUGUGCGUGCAGUUACCGCGGUCUUCAGUGCAGGCACGGGCCACGGGCGUAGCUCGUAGGGUGGUCCCCGAGAACGGCAGGGACGAAAGCCGUGCUCGAGGCGAUGACGGGGAGGGUACGAGGCGACGGUGGCGACCGCUACCAAUCGCCCCCUUUGCGGACCCGGGUAUGGCGCUUUCGGCGGCGCUCACGCAUGAGCGGGCCAGCGGGCCACGGUACAAGGUGUACAAGGUGCCUGUGAUAGAGGUCCCGCCACCUUACGAUCGGGGUCAUGUACGCCUCUAA